CUUUUGCUAAGCAAACAACGUGGCGCAUCAAAAUAGUUAAUAGUUACAAUCAAAGAAAAAUAAUACAAUGAAAAGUAUUGCAAAUGGAGAAGAAAACGAAAAUGAAUUGCAAAUUAUAUCAGCUAAUUCUAGCUGGUUAAGUCCAACUUGGUUAUCAUGGAACAAAUACUCUGAAGGAAUGUUAAGAAACCUAGAAAAAUCCAUUUUAAAAAUAUGUAGGAUUGCACAUAGAGGAUUCUAUGUGGACAUAGGGCCUGUUGUGGGUCAUGCAGACAAAAUAUGGACCAUAUCACUUAACACUGACUCACCAAAUACACCACUUGUUCUUUUACAUGGUUUAGGUGCCGGAGUGGCUUUAUGGUGUCUGAAUUUAGAUUCUUUUGCCGGCAACAGACCUGUAUAUGCAAUAGAUUUAUUGGGUUUUGGAAGAUCCUCCCGUUCAACAUUCAGUACAGAUUCCGUCGAAGCGGAAAAGCAAAUGGUUAGGGCCAUUGAAGAAUGGCGCAAAGAAAUGAAUUUAAAACAGUUUAUUUUACUUGGUCACAGUAUGGGUGGCUUUGUGGCAGCUUCAUUUGCCAUUAGCCAUCCAGGAUAUGUGAAACAUUUAAUCCUGGCUGAUCCCUGGGGAUUCCCUGAGAGACCUGAAAAUAAUAAGGAGGUUCCUUUGUGGAUUAGGAGUGUCACCUAUGUUUUACAACCUUUUAAUCCUUUGGCUGGUAUCAGAGUUGCAGGGCCAUUUGGAGCGUGGUUUAUAAAUACUUUACGCCCAGAUAUUUCAAAGAAAUAUUCUGUUGCUCUAAAAGAUGCUAACCUAAUACCACAGUAUAUUUAUCAGUGUAAUUCUCAGAAUCCUAGUGGAGAAACCGCUUUCCACUCGAUGAUGUCUGGGUUUGGUUGGGCUAAAAACCCAAUGGUCAAAAGAAUAGAUAAACUUGAAAUUAAUGUUCCAAUUACUUUAAUAUAUGGUUCAAGAUCUUGGAUUGACCACUCAGCAGCUAAUAUUAUAAGAGAUAAAAGAAUCAAUUCUUAUUUUAAAUCACAGGUAAUAACUGGUGCAGGUCAUCAUAUACAUGCUGAUAAGCCAGAGAUGUUUAAUCAAGUAGUACAAGAAGCUUGCAAUUACACCGACAAUCGAAAAUCAAACAAGGCCAUUAUGCCCUCAUAAAAAUAUAAUUUAUAUACUUACCUAACUAAAAAUAAUCAAUUAAGUACAACAAUGCACUUUAUACAUAUUUAUUGCUAGAAUUUUAAUUGUUAUUUAUUGAUUAUCCCAUUAAUCAAUUUAAUUUUAUAUUAUAUUUUUGUAUCCAUUUUUUGUUGUUAAUUUAAAGCCAAAAACAACUCUCCUUAUCUUGGAAAAUAA
This is a messenger RNA of Brassicogethes aeneus, 1363 nucleotides long. The record is from the annotation of a GenBank genome assembly. Lineage: Eukaryota; Metazoa; Arthropoda; Insecta; Coleoptera; Nitidulidae.